CCACAACUUGCUUAUACCCACAUGAGCUCUUCCUUGUACAUCAGAACUCUUGUAUAAGUUCAGACAGAAAGACAGAGAGUGGAAUACUUUGAGGAUUCUUUGGCAACUUAGAGGUGAGAAGGAUGACCAGCUCAGAGGCAAUGACUACUCCUGCGUUCAACUUCAACUCAAGCAAUUCUACAACCAAUGGGUCGUUGUGUAACAACACAAGUGCCCAAGUACUGGCCUACCCCUUCUUCAUCUUUGGCUAUGCGCUGGUGUUCCUGAUAAGCCUCGUGCUGAACGGAUUUACCCUGAAAGUCUACUUCUGCCGCUCUCAACGCAACACCACCACAGUCACCAUUUACCUUCAAAAUCUGGUCAUAUCUGACCUAUUUCUCAGCCUGUGUCUGCCUCUGCGUAUAGCCAACUACGUUGUGGCGACGCCUGCCAUGCGUCAAAUCUACUGCAGUUUUGGAGCCUCGGCCUUCUAUCUGAACAUGUAUGCCAGCAUCAUCUUCAUGGAGUACAUUGCUGCCAACAGGUACCUGAAGAUUGUCCGGCCACUGGAGAACAACAUCUUACAAACACCACGCGCUGCACGAAUCAUCUCCAUAGUAACCUGGACCUUCCUGGGAGGAGCGGCCCUCUUGUACAUGGUGAUCUCCCUCAUCUCCUCCAGGGACAACAUCACCUUCUCUCCCCACAGCGUUGGCUGUGAGUCCCUGCACAGCCAGAGGGUCAGCCAGCUCUACAAGGCCGUGCACACCACAUCGGCGGCCAUUUUCUUUUUCGUGCUGGUCUCCCUGGUGUUCCUGUACCACGGCACCACGCGGCGGCUGAGGCAGGCCCAGAAGUCCCCGCAGUCCAAGAGCGGCUGCCGGAAGCUGGCCAAGGCCAAGCGGAACAUGCUGAUCCUGGUGAGCAUGUUCUGCGUGUGCUUCGUGCCGUACCACCUGGUGCGGCUGCCCUACGCCUUCCUGAAGCAGAAGCUGACGUGCUUCACCUGGGCCCACGCCUUCUUCACGCUCAAAGAGGCCACGGUGUUGCUGUCCGUCUGCAACGCCUGUCUGGACCCCUUCAUCUACUUCAUCUUCUGCAAGGCCUUCAGAGCCCAGCUGGGCCUAAAAAAGGAGGCCCAGGGGCCGUCGUCAAGCGUCACCGAGGUGCGCCGGCUCUCCAUGAGAAGAGAGAGCCUGAAGCCGCUAAACGCGGCGACCAUCAUUCAGGCCAUGCAGCCCAACAAGUGAACUUCCUCAAAUGCAUCCUCAUGAGUUCGUCUGAAACGUCAUGUUCACAUACGCUUUUAAAUAUAGAUAUGGAGCUGCUGUGUAUAGUGACUGAGUGUGGAUUGCAAUCAAACUUCAAAACUCCAGAGCCCAAAAGCUGUAAACCACUAUAGUUCUGUCAUGUGUGUUAUGACAACUGUAACUA
This is a messenger RNA of Sardina pilchardus (European sardine), 1413 nucleotides long. Its product is annotated as P2Y purinoceptor 14-like. Lineage: Eukaryota; Metazoa; Chordata; Actinopteri; Clupeiformes; Clupeidae. Gene Ontology annotation, biological process: G protein-coupled receptor signaling pathway. Gene Ontology annotation, cellular component: membrane. The record is from RefSeq and is a predicted model, not a curated record. Gene Ontology annotation, molecular function: G protein-coupled purinergic nucleotide receptor activity. The transcript is spliced from 3 exons. The coding region runs from base 123 to 1229 and encodes 368 amino acids.